AUGAAUUCUUUGUAUGUUGGUGACCUCCACCAAAACGUCACCGAGGCAGACCUAAACAAGAUGUUUAGUGAAGCCGGACCAAUCUCUUCUGUCCGUGUAUGUAGGGAUCGGGUUACACAUCGUUCCCUCGGGUACGCCUACGUUAACUUUUAUCAGCCAGACGAUGCUGAGCGUGCCCUGCACAUGUUCAGCAAUGAUAUGCUCGAAGGAAGAUAUCUGCGCAUCAUGAGGUCUGAUCCUGACCGUACCCUGAGGAAGAGUGGGGUGGGAAACAUCUUCAUCAGGAACCUGGACAAGAAGUCUAUAACAAACAAAAACCUGUACGAGACCUUCUCAGCAUUUGGAGACAUCUACUCUAGCAAGGUAGUUUGUGACGAGAAUGGCCAUUCCAAGGGUUAUGGUUAUAUUCAAUACAAGACCCAGGAGGCUGCUGAUAGAGCCAUCGAGAAAUUAAAUGGCAUGUUAAUGGAUAACGAAAAAGUGUUUAUCGAGCGCUUUAAGUCACGCAAAGAGCGAGAGGCGGUGGCUUGGAGCAAGGCCAGUAGAGUCAACCAACGUCUUUGUCAAGAAUCUGUGCAGAACACGAACUGA
This is a messenger RNA of Salvelinus sp. IW2-2015, 591 nucleotides long. Its product is annotated as polyadenylate-binding protein 1-like 2. Gene Ontology annotation, cellular component: cytosol; nucleus; ribonucleoprotein complex. Gene Ontology annotation, molecular function: poly(U) RNA binding; mRNA 3'-UTR binding; poly(A) binding. NCBI's taxonomy places the organism in Eukaryota, Metazoa, Chordata, Actinopteri, Salmoniformes, Salmonidae. The record is from RefSeq and is a predicted model, not a curated record.